This is a messenger RNA of Lepus europaeus (European hare), 3199 nucleotides long. RefSeq names its product internexin neuronal intermediate filament protein alpha (gene INA). Gene Ontology annotation, biological process: intermediate filament organization. Gene Ontology annotation, molecular function: structural constituent of postsynaptic intermediate filament cytoskeleton. NCBI's taxonomy places the organism in Eukaryota, Metazoa, Chordata, Mammalia, Lagomorpha, Leporidae. The coding region runs from base 55 to 1554 and encodes 499 amino acids. Gene Ontology annotation, cellular component: intermediate filament; postsynaptic intermediate filament cytoskeleton; cytoplasm. The transcript is spliced from 3 exons. The record is from RefSeq and is a predicted model, not a curated record.
CCUUUGCUCCGUACCUCCAGCCGCAGCCGCACGCCCGGCGCCGAUCCCCGCACCAUGAGCUUCGGCUCGGAGCACUACCUGUGCUCCGCCUCCUCCUACCGCAAGGUGUUCGGGGACGGCUCUCGCCUGUCCGCGCGCCUCUCCGGGGCAGGCGGCGCAGGCGGCUUCCGCUCGCAGUCGCUGACCCGCUGCAAUGUGGCCUCCUCGGGCGCCUGCUCCUCGGCCUCGUCCCUCGGCCUGGGCCUGGCCUACCGCCGGCUACCGGCGUCCGACGGUCUGGACCUGAGUCAAGCGGCGGCGCGUACCAACGAGUACAAGAUCAUCCGCACCAACGAGAAGGAGCAGCUGCAGGGCCUCAACGACCGCUUCGCCGUGUUCAUCGAGAAGGUGCACCAGCUGGAGACGCAGAACCGGGCGCUCGAGGCCGAGCUGGCCGCGCUGCGGCAGCGCCACGCCGAGCCGUCGCGCGUCGGCGAGCUCUUCCAGCGCGAGCUGCGCGACCUGCGCGCGCAGCUGGAAGAGGCGAGCUCGGCGCGCGCGCAGGCCCUGCUGGAGCGCGACGGGCUGGCCGAGGAGGUGCAGCGGCUGCGGGCCCGCUGCGAGGAGGAGAGCCGCGGGCGCGAGGGCGCCGAGCGCGCCCUGAAGGCGCAGCAGCGCGACGUGGACGGCGCCACGCUGGCCCGCCUGGACCUGGAGAAGAAGGUGGAGUCGCUGCUGGACGAGCUGGCCUUCGUGCGCCAGGUGCACGACGAGGAGGUAGCCGAGCUGCUGGCCACGCUGCAGGCGUCGUCGCAGGCCGCGGCCGAGGUGGACGUGGCUGUGGCUAAACCAGACCUGAGUUCGGCGCUGAGGGAGAUCCGCGCCCAGUAUGAGUCCCUGGCCGCUAAGAAUCUCCAGUCCGCCGAGGAGUGGUACAAGUCCAAGUUCGCCAACCUGAACGAGCAGGCAGCGCGCAGCACCGAGGCCAUCCGGGCCAGCCGCGAGGAGAUCCACGAGUACCGGCGCCAACUACAGGCACGCACCAUCGAGAUCGAGGGCCUGCGCGGGGCCAACGAGUCUUUGGAGAGGCAGAUCCUGGAACUGGAGGAGAGGCACAGCGCUGAGGUGGCCGGUUACCAGGAUAGCAUUGGGCAGCUGGAGAAUGAUCUGAGAAACACCAAGAGUGAGAUGGCACGCCACCUCCGGGAAUACCAGGACUUGCUCAAUGUCAAAAUGGCACUUGACAUUGAGAUAGCAGCUUACAGGAAACUACUGGAAGGCGAAGAGACACGUUUUAGCACCAGUGGAUUAAGCAUUUCAGGGCUGAAUCCACUUCCCAAUCCAAGUUAUCUGCUCCCGCCUAGAAUCCUCAGUUCCACAACCUCCAAAGUCUCAUCCUCUGGGCUGUCACUUAAGAAAGAGGAGGAGGAAGAGGAGGCAUCUAAGGUAGCCUCCAAGAAAACCUCCCAAAUAGGGGAAAGUUUUGAAGAAAUAUUGGAGGAGACAGUGAUAUCGACUAAGAAAACCGAGAAAUCGAAUAUAGAAGAAAGCACCAUUUCAAGCCAAAAAAUAUAAUUCUGUUGCUUAAAAGGGAAUAAUAUGCAUUUGACUUGUUAAAACAGCCUAUUCCUGAACCAUAACGCCUGUCACCACUAUAAAAUGUCUUCAAGGCUUCAAUUUCAUAUUUAGGACAGAACACUUAUUUCUCUAAUAAAAAAAAAAAAAUCACCCCUUAGGUUGGAGUACACUGCAGUCCUGGAGCAAUCACAGGGAAGUUAUCUAAGAACACAGCUUUCUCACCUAAAGUUCAAGCUUCACAGUGACAGAUGAGUCAGCCACAGAGGAAGCACACACUAAAGUGCUAAAUCUGUGAUCCCCAUCAUUUGCUGUGAACUGAAAUUAAAACCUAUAUUCACUCACCAUACCCAGCUAUCACCCCUCUCUGUAAUCUUAUUCUAGGUACCCAAAACAUAAGAUCACUGCCAAUGAUAAACCAAUGGUCCACAUCCAAUUCCGUUGAUAGAACCAAGUCACAAUGAUAGGUGUUUAAUGGACACUUUCCAUCCCACCUCCCUAAAGUCUGCAUAUCUGUUCUUUCAUCCAGGAAAAUAAGUCUAGUGUAGUAUUCUUCCCUUAAAAUGUGUUUAACAUUUUAAAUUCUUCUCAAAAUAAUUUACCCUCUUUAGCUCUCUUUGCUCAUGGGUUAAAAUUAGAUGCAUGUUAUGCUGAUUCGUGUAACGACUUAGCCCUGCCCAUUUCAUAUCCUUUCAAUUGUGUAGGUUAAAAAAAAAAAUGGCAGUGAUGAAUUUUAAGAAUUCCCCCAACAAAUAUGAUAAUGAAAAAGAUUCUUAGAUUUUAGGCUUUCACCAGAUUUUAAAUCCAUUAACUAGGGGGAAAAAACUUCUAAGAACGUAGCUUUUCACCUUACCUUUAGAGGCAACGUAAUAGUAACCCAAGCUGUGAUUAAGCUGACCUUAGAUUUAGUAGUAUAAGCUAGAAGACCUACGAGUAUUUCUAUGAACAGGAAAAGUCAAGGUCUCAUUUCCUCUGUCAGUUCAUUUGUGGUGAAUUAGAAUUAGAAUUAGCUUUUUCAUGCCUUUACCCUUAGAAUCCACGUCUCCCCUCCCCACUAGUCUAGGUCCUAAAGAGGCCUUGCUUUCACUUUGCUAUGCCUUUAAGAAUGCUAAUGUGUAAGGCAUUUUUAUCACCAGGACACAAUGCUACUGCCCAAGAGUAAAAGAAACCACUUCUGGUCAAUCAACACCACCAGCAAAUCUAACAAAGAAAUCUCUUCUGAAAGCCUCAUCCCAACAUUGUCCCCACUGCUGCAUGCUUGGCAGGGUCUCCCCUUGCUGCUGGGGAGGAAGACACUCUGCCCGGAGGAGAAGUGCACGUGCUCCUCCUCACUCACUACGAGGGAGAACUCUGGAGGAGCCAGCUUGUCAUCCGCCCAGCUGUGCAGCCUCUGCAUUGCCCAGACCUCCACAUGUGCCAAGUUUGAUGCUGGAUUUGUUCCCUGUCUCUGUGCCACAUCUUCGGGAAGAGCUCUGUGGUGAUGAGGACGCAAUGCUUCCAGUGAACUUUCUUAUCCUCGCACAUGCUUCAAUAGUUUGAGGAACUUGAUACUUUUCUCUGUUUCCUUUCCCUUAGCCCAGCCCUGUCUUUUCCCCUCACAUUUCCUGUAAGACAAUUAGUGAAAUAAAAAAUUAAAAGUCACGAA